Messenger RNA from Galleria mellonella (greater wax moth), 2295 nucleotides. RefSeq lists its product as uncharacterized. Gene Ontology annotation, biological process: regulation of transcription by RNA polymerase II. The record is from RefSeq and is a predicted model, not a curated record. The transcript is spliced from 3 exons. Gene Ontology annotation, cellular component: transcription regulator complex; nucleus. Lineage: Eukaryota; Metazoa; Arthropoda; Insecta; Lepidoptera; Pyralidae. Gene Ontology annotation, molecular function: DNA binding. The coding region runs from base 121 to 816 and encodes 231 amino acids.
GGCGACCAAUCGGGCAGGCCGGCUGCGUGCGCACACACGCGACACGCGACACGCGACUCACUGCGGCAGUCGCGUCGCGCCGCGCUUUACGGACGGUGCGUUUUUUUCGUCGCAGUCGCAAUGACGUUUUUCCAUCCACCCGCUUUGAUUGAGGAGAUUAAAAAACGGCCCGGCCUAUACAAGACUGAUACGCCGGCCGACAGGGAGGAGAAAUUGGCCCUGUGGAAGGAGGUGGGCGCAGCUCUGUACCACGACUGGGACACGUUCAAUAAAGCGACGGCCUACGACAAAGUUCUGCAACUGCAAAGAAAAUGGCGCUCGUUGAGGGACGCGUACAACAGAGAGCUGAGGGCGCGCAAAACCGGCGUCAGGGUCAACAGAAGGGUGUAUAGAUACUUCAAGAAGAUGAGCUUCCUCGGAGGAUUCACUGGAAGUAUCAGUGAAGACGAUGACAACGUGGUGGAUGACGAUGACGGAGAGGAGGAAACCCCCAUACCCCAGGCGGUUAAAACCAAAAAGCCACGCAAGAAACGACACAGAAAACCCAGUUCCGAUGGCAUCGCUGAACCAGAAGAAUUAGAAAUGCCAACGUUCCCCGUAGAAAUAGCGGAAGAGGGAGACAGUGAUAGUGAUAGACUAUUUCUCCUCUCGUUCCUUCCAGAAAUGAAGCAACUACCGGUAAAUAUUAAGAUGUGGGUGAGAGUGCAGAUAGCUAAUGUGAUGCAAGAAGCAGUGUCCAGCCACUAUAACAAUACACAACCGGGAGUCUCUGGAAAUAAGAACGGGAAAAAGGAAAGGCAUGAUAGUACUGACUGAAAAUGGUGAUUAAGUUUUAAAAAAAGAACACAUUUGAAUAUGGAACAGUGGAAUAUAAUUUACGUUGUAAAGGUUUAUGAUUUUUUCUGAUAAGUAUCGCGAUGUAAGAAGGUAUAUGGGCAUUUCUCUGUAAACUGCGCAACUCGCCCUAAGAAAGCUGUCUAGGUAUUUUUUUUUUUACUUAUAUAUUAAUAUAAUUUUAUUCAAAGAAUAUAUUUCCACCCAUUUAAUAAUAAACGACAGACGAAUCCAAAAUAUUUCCAUUAUUUUCGAAAAUAUUAAGCAUUUACUGAAAAAUUAUUAUUACAAUGCUUGGUGCAGUUCUCUCACCACCUUUUCUUUGCUCCCCAGUGCUCUCAUGAAGUCAUAUUCUUAACAAGUUUCUUAGUUCCUUUUCUAUCUUUAAUAUGUUCGUUUAUAUGUUUGUCGACUUCUCUUUUUUAUAUUAAAAUUUUUAAGAAUAUUUCUUCAUCGAUGCCAUAUUUAAAAUACACCUAUAUACAAUACACUUAUAACAAUAACAAACAUAAUGUAAAGACAGUCCUCUGGUUGUUUAAACAAUCUCCUGUCCUGUUAAGAGUCAGGGAGCUGUUGCCAGGGGACUGUUUAAUUUGAUUUAAUUGAAAGAUAAUACAAAAUGUAAUUGAGUUACGUUGCUUUACUGUAUACAAGGAUAAUUUAUUAUAACAGUAUAAAAUUGCAAAGCUAUCAAUAUAAUAAAUAUAAAGAAAUAAAAAUAAUCCUUACCAGAGGACUGUCGACUGUCAGGUUUCAACGUGAAUUUUACGGAGGGAUGCUCGCGCAGCAUAAAAAAAAAACGGCGUCAGGACAUUAAUAGAGGCAACAACGCAAAUUUUACAUCGUUUGCGUUUUGUUACAUGCACCAAUGCAAUUGUUUAAUUUUUAGACUACAUGUCACAUAAUUUAAAAUAUAGGUAGGGGAACUGUUCAGAAAAUGCGGGAACAAUCUUUAAGUUUUUAGCAAUAUAAAAUAAUAUUUGUAAAAAAUAAACAGGUCUGAUUAGAAAUAAAAUAAAAUGGGUUAAGUAAAAAAAAAAAAUGUAUUUAUUCCUUUAAUUAUUGUCAUAAUUAAUUUCACCUGUUGCGACCAUUUUGUAUUGGUUACACGUCAGGGGAUUGUUUUUUGAGGACUAUAAAAAAGUUUUUUUAUAUAGUUAACUUUAUUUUAAUGGAUAUUGUACAUUAAGUAGAGGUAGAUUACGCUUUUAUGUUUUUAAGUUAUGGACGAAAUAUGUAAUAACUUGUAUUUUUUUAUAUAAUAUUUUUUGCCCAGUUUACAGAGAAACACUCAUAUACGAGGUCAGUUUAAAAAUAUAUGUGCAAUUCAAAUUGAAAAGUAUUCAUAGUCACAUGGUAUUUUUUACCCAAUUUUCUGUGGUAUCUUGCAAAGAUACACUGUUUUGUGUUAUUGAGAGGUAAAUGUUUUGUUUGUCGCAAUUCAAAAUUUGAGUAAAUUAA